AUUUAAAUAGGUGAUGACUGCUCACCGUACCAUAAUAUCGCGCUUCUUCAUGAUGGUUGAUGCGUCAAUGUACAGUGCCGUUGGUGGGUGAGCUGAUCACCGCUACCAGAAAAACUCCAGAUAAACAGCGUUAAUGACAUUAAUAUUAGUUGUUUACUAGCAAAACUGCGGUAACGCCCAGACUGUUGUUGAGCGCUAUUGUUGCUAGCGGCAGCGCGAAUGUACCUGUGCAAAGAAGAUCAGUAUUAAUUAUUGAGGUACAACGAUGAGUACAGCAGCAAUAUACUGGUGGGGAGUAAUGUCACAAGGCGCGCGAGUGGCGCGGCAACGGCUGCCGAUAGGCAGAUGUUACGGAUGGAGUGGCCCGGUUUGCAUUCGGGCACAUCAUUACUCGGGUCGUCGAUCGCAUUGCGAACACACUGCUGAGAAUCAUGGUGGCAAGCGCCUUUGGGCGCUAGGUUUAAGCGGUGUUGUCCUAGGAGGCACCCUUUAUGCUCACUAUCGACGUCGUCCAUUAGUGGCUGCAACCUAUUCCAAGAGGGUUCCUGGGGAGCGAGUCUUUGGUUACAAGGAGUACUCUGUUGCUGAAGUGGCAAAACAUGUCACAAAGGAGGACCGCGUCUGGGUAACGUUUCGAGAUGGCGUUUACGAUAUUACUGAUUUUAUUGACAAACAUCCUGGAGGAGAGAAUAUUCUACUGGGAGCUGGCGGAGCAGUCGACCCAUUUUGGGACAUAUACGGUGUACAUAAGAAGAAGGAGAUUCUCGACUUGUUGGAAGAAUACCGUAUAGGCAAUUUAGAGGAGACGCGUAGCUCAUUAGAAACCAUAAACGACCCAUACGACAGCGAUCCACCGAGGCAUAAAGCUUUAAAGCCUGCUUCAUUGAAGCCCUUUAAUGCUGAACCACCGCUUCAAAUCUUGGCUGACGACUUUCAUACCCCAAAUUCUCUUUUCUAUGUUCGGAACCAUUUGCCCGUCCCUCUAAUUGAUCCUUCAGAGUAUAAAUUAGAAAUCGAAGGUAUCGGCAUAAAGGGCACGAAAGAAUUGACCUUGGAUGAGCUAAAAACGAAAUUCCCGAAGGUCACGAUCACGGCAACCCUUCAGUGCGCCGGAAAUCGCCGAUCGGAACAAAACAAGAUUAAGAAGGUGAAAGGAUUGGAUUGGGGUGCAGCCGCAAUUGGAAACGCCACGUGGUCUGGAGCCCGCCUAACCGACGUACUGCAAUACCUGGGUGUUGAUCUCCACGAUCCACGGAUAAAUCACGUGAUAUUCGACGGGCUCGACCUCGAUCCUACCGGUAAAGCGUAUGGGGCCUCAGUGACUGCCAGGCGGGCACUGAAUCCCGAUAGUGAUGUGAUACUGGCGUACGAGAUGAAUGGAGAGGUGCUCUCUCGAGACCAUGGUUUUCCGGUGCGAGUGGUUGUACCAGGAGUUGUGGGAGCACGGAACGUUAAAUGGCUAGGCAGGAUAGCUCUUUCUGAAGUCGAAUCUGACUCGCACUGGCAGCAAAAUGAUUAUAAAGGUUUCUGUCCGAGCGUAGAUUGGGACACCGUAGAUUUCAAAAGUGCGCCUGCAAUCGAGGAGCUGCCUGUGAUCUCAUCUAUUUGCGAUCCGCUGGAUGGAACUCAGGCCCAGGUCAUUGAUGGAAAAAUUCAUUUUCGAGGUUACGCUUGGUCUGGCGGAGGAAGAAAGAUCGUUCGGGUGGAUGUAUCUGCAGACGGUGGAAAAACCUGGCAAACGGCAGAUCUUGUCAAACAGGAAAAGGCAUUACCGCUUUAUCGAACUUGGUCUUGGACGCUUUGGGAGGCUAAUAUUACUGUGAAACCGGACCAGAAGUUCGCUGAGUUGGUCUGUAAGGCCGUGGAUUCAUCCUACAACUCACAGCCAGACACAGUUGAGCCGCUCUGGAAUCUCAGGGGCGUGCUUAACAAUUCCUGGAGUCGUGCUCGGGUACAACUAACGCACAAAUGAAUCACAGCAAAAAAGAGUAUGUUGAAUACUGGACGCGGAAUGUCGAAAAUGUUCGUGGCCUUGUCAUGGUUUUCAUCAAGCCCAGUAUAUAUACAUAGAGUACAGCAAACGUUCGUAACUAUCUUCUACAAGACCCUUAGUGAAAAUCCUAUAUAGAUUUACUUUUGGUAAUCUGAUUUGAGUUUCAGUUAUGAUAAAAAGAUAUUCAUGAUAAAACUCAAUACGGUUACGAGAUAUUGCGCAUUAUCGCCUAAAAAUAAUAAUUUUGAAGAAUAUCAUGUAUUAAAUAAGUAUCAUAUUUUUAUUUUUGAAUGAUUUA
This is a messenger RNA of Varroa destructor (honeybee mite), 2291 nucleotides long. It is a transcript of the gene shop, whose product is annotated as sulfite oxidase. Lineage: Eukaryota; Metazoa; Arthropoda; Arachnida; Mesostigmata; Varroidae. Gene Ontology annotation, molecular function: molybdenum ion binding; molybdopterin cofactor binding; sulfite oxidase activity. Gene Ontology annotation, cellular component: mitochondrion. The record is from RefSeq and is a predicted model, not a curated record. Gene Ontology annotation, biological process: sulfur compound metabolic process.